Molecule: messenger RNA, 1555 nt
Organism: Drosophila miranda
Lineage: Eukaryota; Metazoa; Arthropoda; Insecta; Diptera; Drosophilidae
Product: rho GTPase-activating protein 19-like
Exons: 3
Coding region: 276-1349 (357 amino acids)
Biological process (GO): regulation of small GTPase mediated signal transduction; signal transduction
Cellular component (GO): cytoplasm
Molecular function (GO): GTPase activator activity
Source: RefSeq, a predicted model, not a curated record
UUUGGACGCCAGUGACAGCUCUGCCAGUUCAAUAUUUCAAUUUUUGCAGCGCGUCUCGCCCAAUUUUCCGCAAUUAAAUUCCACCAGCAAAGCUAUCAACAAAUAUGCUGUCAGGCCACAAACCUUCUAUAAUGUACUUUUAGAAAAGUAAUAUUUGUUAAAGUGAGCGUGUGAGUGCUGGGAUUCGAAUCUACGGAAGUCCUUUUCGUUUGUGCUGUUGUUGUUUUGUUGCUUUGGCUACUGCUGUCGCCCUGUAUACGCCCUUGCGUAUAACAAUGGACAUGGAAUACGCCAACAUCAAUGAAUUUAAUGACCGCGACCUAGCGACACGCAUGCCCAACAGCAAUUAUGAAAAAUACAAGUCUCUGGUGCGCAUGCACCUCUCCUUCGAGCUGGAACUAAACACCGACGAGUUCGACAUGCCGUGCCAUGAAAUCGUCUACGAAGAUAAGGGCAAGAUAAAGAAGUGGAAUCGCCUCUCCAAGAAGAAUCGCGGACCUGCCACAGGCUGCACGGCUGGGGCAGGCAGUAAGUCGGCGGGCAACAGUCCCACUGAAACGCUGCAGCAACAAAUUGAUGCCGGCUUUCUGAUGCACCUGGAGGAGCUCAAAAAGUUUCUUAUGCUGGAGAAGAAUCUCACCCAGGAGGGACUAUUUCGCAAGACAGGAGCCGUUUCCAGGCAGAACGAGCUACGAAUGCACAUACAGCACGACCAGCCCUUGGAUUUGGAACUGACAGGAUUCUCGGCUCACGACUGUGCCACUGUUUUUAAGAGCUUUCUGGCCGAGCUGCCAGAGCCUUUGCUUACAGACGCCCACUAUCCAGCACAUCUUCAGAUAGCGCCGCUUAGCCAGGCAUUAAUGAGGGGUCAGGUGGCGGCUACCGCAGAGCGCCAACAACAUCUUCUCAACUCGGUGCAGCUGCUCCUUCUCCUGCUCCCCGAAGAGCAUCGCGAGUUACUGCAGCACAUUAUUAAAAUGCUCCAUUCGGUGGCAGCGCGUGGGGAGAGCAACAAGAUGUCCGCGGAGAAUUUGGCCAUCUUGUUUACACCGCACCUGAUUUGCCCCAGGAAAAUGCCGCCUGAGGCGCUCCACUAUACGGCGAAGAAGAUGUCCAGAAUUGUGUCCUACAUGAUUCAGCAGGGUCUGGAAAUCUUCGAAGUUCCCGGAAAGCUAGCCACCGAUAUUCGGGCGUACUUUCUUGAGCGCAAACGCAAAAAAACCAUGUCACCGGAGCAAACCCUUGAAGAAUCCAUCUCGGACGACUCGACAGUCAACACGGUGUACACUUUUGUAGAUCGUGCCGCCACGGCAGCGGCAAACAACAGCAAUUACACGGACACUGUGUAGCAUAUUGGAUAUUACCAAACCUUCACGGAAGGCUGAGCAGGUGAUGGUUCGUCUCCCGUCCGGGCACGUGCUUGUUCCGGCUUCCGUCUCAUCGGCAAGAAAUGGGGGGGGUUUUUUUAUUUCCCAGAACGGACGGGACACAGCUCUACUCCAACAAUCAUAAUACUGACACAGUAACGUUCAUUAAAAUUUCACGUGCAAGCGAA